UGGCGGACAAAAACGUUUUGGAUGUUUCCGAAGCAAAAAGAAGUGUUCAAGAUCAAAUGCUUCCUCCUCCGCCUCCUUUAAGCGCAAGGAACAAARGCAAAAAGAAUGAUGCUUCAAAGAGUAUAGAUAAAUCUGCAGUUUCUUCUAAAGUGGAUUCAGAAAUAUCCCAUGUUAAAGCUCUUUCAGAGUCAGAAAUUGCACCUUCAAAUCUUGAAGAAGGACAGACAAAAUCAGCAAAAUCAAGUGAAGAGAAGGAACGUGUUACUUCUUCAUUACCCAGGGAUAAACAAGAAGAAAAAAAACAAAACGAUGAAACUUCCAAAAAUGAGAAUAUGCUUCCCCCAAAGCUUCCUUCAACAGCAGACAUAAAGAUUGAGAAAACUGAAAAAAAUAAAAAAGACGUUGACAAAACAGAUUACCCUGAUGUACCAUACACCGAGCCAUCAUGGGCUGGAAUACCUCAGGAACCCUAUUACCUUGAACUACUGAAAGGUGGCUGCAUAAUUUCAACAAAAAGAAUAACUAGUAAAUCGUACUACUUAUUUGGUCGUUUACCUAACUGCGAUAUGGUGAUGGAACACCCAUCAAUAUCACGCUACCAUGCAAUAAUCCAGUAUAAAGCCAAWGACAGUGCGAGUGGGAAAAAGGGUUUUUAUAUGUAUGAUUUAGGAAGUACACAUGGCACAAAAGUMAACAAAAUAGCUAUYCAUCCAAAGAGAUACUACCGUCUGCAAGUUGGUUAUGUUAUUAAGUUUGGUGGUAGUUCGAGGCUUUAUAUUUUACAGGGUCCAGAGGAUAUUGAAGAUGAUGAUUUACCAAAAGAUGAAUCUAAACCAAGCAAUGAAGUUGGUAAAGUUAUGACUGAAGCAGAGUAUGAAGAAUGGAAGAAAGAAAAAGAAGCAAAACCUCAAGAAGAAAGUGAAUCCUGUAGCUGGGGAUUUGGUGAGGAUGCUCAAGAGGAAGAUGCCAUUAAUCCCUUUGCACCUGAAAUUGAAGAGGAAAUGGAGGCACAUGUCUUUAAAGAUCCAAARAAAACCCUUCGUGGCUACUUUGAAAGAGAAGGUUUAGAACUUGAGUAUCAAGUUGAAGAAACUGGACCAGGACAYGCUAGAGUCUACCACUGCAGGGUUAAACUCCCUGUUGAAGAUUCAAAUGGUGAUCCAUUAUAUGCAGAGGCAGCUGUAACUGGGAAGAAGAGGGAAGCUGUACUGGCAUGUGCAGCAGAAGCCUGUAGAUUACUAGACGUGAAUGGACUCCUUAGGCAGUCUUCACAUGAAAGUAAAAAACAGAAGCUAAAGAACUGGGCAGACAAUGACUAYUAUGACAGUGAUGAAGACACAUUUCUUGACAGGACUGGAUCAAUUGAGAAGAAGAGACUUAAGAGGAUGAAAAUGGACAAAAAAGAAAAAGAAGAAGUUGAAACAUUUGAAAGCUUGAGUUCCAAGUUGCAGUCUGUAGAGGAUGAAAUAAAAUCCAUUGAACAAAAGCUAGAAGAAGCUGUAAGAGCCGCAAAAGCUGCAGAAGAGAACGAAGAUAGUCUUGAAUCCUACAUGAAAAACAUAGAUCAGUCGAUGGAUAGAACCUCAAGGAUGAAGAUGAGAAGAAAAAUAUUUGAACUAAAAAAGGAGAAACAAAAACUGUCCAAGCUAGUUGAAAUUUCAAGACCUGCAUUACUUCCAACCCUCAAAAAUCAGAGAUCUCUGAACUCAACAAAAGAUGUCGUCAAAACAGAAGCAGACAGCUCAUCUACUGUUGGAGACAUUUUGUUGACUGUUGACCUUAACACUGACACUCGACAUGAUAAACCCAAACCUGAAUCAUCUGAGCCAGUCAUGUCAUCAUCUCAGGAAAAAGAGCCCACAAAUAUAAUAMACAGCACUGAAGAAAUUUCAGAUAAAAUUGAAAAUAAAGAAGCAUUUGCCAAACCAAAGAUGCCACCUCCACCWCAACUACCCAAACACAAGACAGCUCCAUCAAGUAGCAUAAGUAUGCUGUUAGAAGGGUUAAAAGAUAGCAGUGAUAAAGAAAAACGCACCAAACCACCUAAAAGACCAAGGAAACAGCAGCCAGAUAGCAAGGAGGAAAAAGUUGAUAAAAAGAAAGCAAGGUUUCCAAGCCCACCUUCUCCAACAAAAGCAAUUUGGAAUGAUAGUUCAUCUGAGGAAGAAGAUAACAGYGACGCAAAGUUUGAUGAAAAUUAUUCAGAUUGGGUUCCUCCCACUGGUAAGGAUUAUGCAUUGAUUGGUCAGUACGUGAUUGACAGUUUCUGGAAGGAUUUUGAGUGCGCAGCCAGGCCUCGUUCUUCCUUUGGUGGCCUUGCCUUCUCAAAAUGGGCGGCCAGGUAUCUCGUACCGACUUUGAAUGGUCUUAUACCGAAGAGCCUCAUGCCAGUAGACGAAAAGAAAUACUCGCUAGCUGAGUCAAAGAUUGUACUCUAUUUGCAAGCGGGUGCAAAGGACACAAAAUACCCAGAGAUCAAGAAGCUGAUGGGAUUCGACCCUAACUUCAARUACCAAGUUCUUUUUCUUGUGGUGCUACAGUUCUGUAUAGCAUACAUUGUCAAGGACUUCUCAUGGCCAUUGUUGUUUGUUGUUGCGUAURUCAUUGGUGGUGUGAUAAACCAUGCCCUUCUUYUAGCAAUCCAUGAGAUUUCUCAUAACCUUGCAUUUGGUCAUGCCAAGCCUCUGCACAACAGAUUGUUUGGCUUUUUUGCAAACUUACCUAUUGGCGUCCCUUGUUCUAUCUCCUUUAAGAAAUGGCAUCUUGAACAUCACCGCUAUCAAGGAGACGAGGAACUUGAUGUUGAUUUGCCAACAGAAUUUGAAGCAAGGAUGUUCUUCAACUCUGUCACAAAGCUUCUAUGGGUGAUCUUUCAGCCAUUUUUCUAUUCAUUCCGCCCAAUGUUUGUCAACCCAAAGAAACCAUCAGCUUUAGAAAUCAUAAACUUAACACUACAGUUCUCUGUUGAUGCAUUUCUUCUAUAUUACUUUGGAGGCAAGUUCCURGUUUACCUGGUUGCUUCAUCUCUUCUUGGUAUGGGACUUCACCCUGUAGCUGGGCACUUUAUAGCUGAACAUUAUAUGUUUGUAGAAGGGCAAGAAACCUUCUCCUACUAUGGGCCUCUGAACUGGGUAACCUUUAAUGUUGGCUACCAUAAUGAGCACCAUGAUUUCCCAAGUGUCCCUGGCUCAAGACUUCCCCUYGUUAAGAAGAUCGCUUCAGAGUACUAUGACACCUUGCCACACCAUAAUUCCUGGACCAAGGUUAUUUAUGAGUUCAUUACUGAUCCUCGUAUUGGUCCAUUUGCUAGAGUAAAGCACGCUUUAGCUGAACUUCGCAGGCACUUCAGGACAGUUUCGUUUACUCCUGCAACAGAAUUUAUCAAUAUAGAUUUGAAAAAUGAACCGGAGAAGGACGGCGUGCGUCAAGAGGACAAARGCGUCCGCGAGUCGCAAAUGCUCCUUGCUGGAAUCUUAGUAGAGGAGGCUUUUAAAGGUGGUAAUGGAUAUUUUCAGACUUCACCCCGUGAACUUAGACUUUACAAGAUAUAUAGCAAGCCUUACCUUACCUAUGUAAUGUAUUUGUUUGUUUGGCUCUUACUGUCACUGGCGUUAUUUGAAGAACCAGCUGUGCCUCCACUUAAAUUACCAUAUUGGUUGACAUUCAUAUUGGAGUAUAUUUGUCUAUUUGCGUUUUCUCUUCGUCUGUUCCAUGUGUGGUCGUUUGCUGCGGGARUCAAGUUUUGGAAAGACAAGAAGAACAUGAUAAUGUUAAUAAUGAUUGUACUGACAUUUAUCGACAUGAUAAUGUACGUUAUAUUUAAAGAAGCCGGUCUUCAUACACAUGCUACUCGUUGGACAAGAGUGUUAAGACCAUUGUWCUUAGUCAACAUUAGUGAAGGACGCCAGAUCCGUCGAGCUGUGCGCAAUAUACGUCGUACCCUUCCAGAGAUUGCUAAUGUUCUUGUACUAUUACUACUGCUGAUUGCACUGUUUUCACUUCUUGGUGUCAAGCUCUUUGGUAAAAGGGGGCUUAAAGAUAUCCAUGGCCAACCAUAUUUUGCUAAAUAUGUAGAUGUUUACUUUUCAUUGUAUGUCUUAACUACGACGGCAAACAACCCUGAUAACGAGGUACGUAAAGCCGUGUAUCGAAAACGUCGCCAUUUAAAACAAGCUUUUGAYGUCYUAAAAGUCAAACAUARYGACAAGUGGCAGAUCAACGAGAAUACUUUUAUGGAUUUAAUGAAGGAGAUUCGUCCCAAAUGGAGCAUGGCAAAACUUGCUUUGUUCUGGCAGAUACUUGAUGACAGUGGACAAGGGAUGAUAGGGCGCGAAAAUUUCCUGAUGCUUGCAGACCUGCUAAAUGUAGAGGUUUUGGAAGUUUCAGAUCAAGUGCAUUUACUUGAAAGAGUCAUGCCUAAGAUUUACUUAUCAUGGUUUAGCAACAAAGUUAAACAAAUCGUCUGUCACAGGUUUUUUGUGUACUUUUUCGACAUAGUUAUUUUUGCCAAUGCCAUCUUCAUUGCUCUUGACACCAAUGAUCUCGAGGUUGCGUUCUUGGCUCUCUUCAACCUGGAAAUCUUGCUUAAAUUUUACACUUUUGGAGUGCGGGAGUUUUUUCGUAGUUUCUGGAACUGUAUUGUUGAAUCAUCUUACUCUUCACUUCAAACAAGUCAAAGUGCACUUGAUAUGCUUAUGGUACUUCGAGUUCUYAGACUUGUGAAAAUUAUUGGGAAUGUCAAAAGGUUUCAAGUCAUCAUUGGUACUUUAAUGCAGAUUGGUCCUGCUAUUUCUAUCUACGGCACUGUUAUGCUUAUUCUCUAUUACAUGUACGCAAUCGUUGGCAUGGAGCUGUUUUCUGGUUCAAUCAAGUGGCAGGGCUAUCCGUCCAAAGGAGGAAACUUCUCGAAACUAUGGAACGUGACGGCGAUGUUUUGUGGGAMUGUUAAACUGAAAGAUUCCGAUUUUUAUACAGAUCGAUACUGUAAUAAUAAUUUCAACGAUAUUCUAAAAUCUUUUAAGAUUUUAUUUGAUUUGACUGUAGUUAAUCAGUGGCAUGUCAUUACGCGUGGAUUCGUGCUAAUAACAAACCAAUAUGCCAGGAUAUAUUUCAUGUCGUUUCAUUUAAUUUGUGUCAUAGUAGUUCUMAAUAUUUUUGUAGCUUUUAUUCUGGAAGCGUUUAUGCUUGAAUACUCGUUUACUCACGGCAAGUUUGAAGCAGUGUUCGAAAAGAAAAUAGAAGAAAAAGGAGUUGGYGUCGGAGAUGCUCCUAUAAAGGUUCGCGCCGAAUCCAUAACUAGUCCGCUGGACAAAGACUUCUUUUCUGAUGACCAGUCUCAAGACUCCGAAMCUGAUCGGAGCGCAACGCUCAAGUCAAACAUAUCAGUGGAACAAUGUGCGCUUGAUUCAGGCUUGAGAUUCUGUUUACCCAAACAACAAAAGAAAAACGCGGAGACUUUGCUUCAACAGAUGUUUGAAUCUGAAUUGGAGGAAGAUGAUUUAGGACCGAAAGGAAUCGAAGACCUCGAUGAUCUUGAUGACUUGGCUGAGGARCAGGAUUUACGGAGAGAAAAGCGAUUAAACUUUGGCACCGUUGACUGAAUGGUACUCUUGCCAUAUCGCAUUUGAGCGCACCUUUCUCUUGCACGACUAUUGCUUGGAAACGAAAGAGCCUGAGAAGUGCUGACUUUUCAACGCUACUGUACUCUUACCAGUAGGCAGCUUUUCUUAUUCAUGUCACCCAAAUUAAUAAGCAAUUCGAGUUUUUUCACGAAAAUAAUAUUCUUGCUGAUAGUAAAAACCUUGCAUACUGUGGCUGGCUAUUUGGUUCAUUGGUAAGAAAUAACUAAACUUUUUCAUGUAUAGGUGAUUGACUUUUAUAUGAACCUUGAUUUAAUUGAUUGAUAUAUUAUUUAUAUGUAUAGUUUAAAACACGAGAGAGAGUGUUUUAUCAGGUAUAAAGAUUUUUAUUAAAGCUAGCCAAACAAAUUAUACAAUUUAAGAUGAUAUAUAUCAUUAUUAUCAAAUAAUAAAUGAAUUAUUUUUGAAAACCCAAAGCCCACAUGCAAUAAAAUGCUUGUAAGAAUAUAGAUCAUUAUGAGUAAAGUCUUCAAUACUGGCAACGCCUUUUAUCAUCGGCACUGAGAAACUGAACUGGAAUAAUCUACAAUGUUAAGAGCAAUAAGUGAUAGUCAAUAAAUGAAGACAGACGUCAAUGAUGACCGAAAUAUUAAAAAUUAAUCGAGAAAAAGGAAAUCAAUGAGCAAUAAAAAACACAUAUCGUAAACAUGCCUUUCAUUGAUUAUAUUGAUUUUUUGUGCAAUCAUGUACGCACUAAUAAAUAUACCUAUAAAUUAAAAAC
This is a messenger RNA of Exaiptasia diaphana, 6360 nucleotides long. RefSeq lists its product as uncharacterized. Gene Ontology annotation, biological process: monoatomic ion transport; transmembrane transport; sphingolipid biosynthetic process. The record is from RefSeq and is a predicted model, not a curated record. Gene Ontology annotation, cellular component: membrane. Bases 57 to 5600 code for a protein of 1847 amino acids. NCBI's taxonomy places the organism in Eukaryota, Metazoa, Cnidaria, Anthozoa, Actiniaria, Aiptasiidae. The transcript is spliced from 32 exons. Gene Ontology annotation, molecular function: sphingolipid delta-4 desaturase activity; protein binding; monoatomic ion channel activity.